This is a messenger RNA of Macrobrachium nipponense, 14537 nucleotides long. RefSeq lists its product as uncharacterized. The transcript is spliced from 6 exons. Bases 159 to 5987 code for a protein of 1942 amino acids. NCBI's taxonomy places the organism in Eukaryota, Metazoa, Arthropoda, Malacostraca, Decapoda, Palaemonidae. Gene Ontology annotation, biological process: negative regulation of transcription by RNA polymerase II. Gene Ontology annotation, molecular function: promoter-specific chromatin binding. Gene Ontology annotation, cellular component: PRC1 complex. The record is from RefSeq and is a predicted model, not a curated record.
UUGCAAAGAUGAUCACCCCAGUGUUGGUGAGCAACAAACAUGGCGGGGGUGGAGUGCGACACUUGUUGACCAAUCCCCCACUUUUUUCGGCCACCUGGGUCGCCCCCUGACCUCCGAACGCCUUCAUUAUGUGACCCGGAGAUGCUACAGGUUGCAGGAUGAGUGGGCUGCAUCGGCUCCGAGUUACGGAGCUCCACCCAAACCUCCUGUGCAUUCUGUGCGGAGGAUAUUACGUGGAUGCCACCACCAUCGUUGAGUGCCUCCAUUCUUUUUGUAAAACCUGCAUAGUACGAUACUUGGAAUCAAGCAAGUUCUGUCCCAUCUGCGAUGUCCAGGUUCAUAAGACCAAGCCGUUACUCAGUAUCAGACCUGACAAGACCUUGCAAGAUAUAGUUUAUAAGCUUGUACCUGGAUUAUAUCAGAAUGAGAUGUGUAGACGAAGAGACUUUUAUGCAAGCCAUCCUGAAGCAGAUCCUCUCACACCAGAAGAUGGAGGAAAGGACCUGGGUCGGUGGUACAUACUACCCGAUGAUCCAGUGUCUGUGGCCCUCCACCCAGCAUCUUCCUCAUACAACCCAAAAUACUUUAAUCUCCGUUCAAUGUCUGCACCCACCCACACUUGUCCUAGUGCCAAGAUGUCAAUGGAUGAAAGUAAAACACCUCAUCUCCUAAUGAAGAAGGACGGCAGCCAUGUGCGAUACCUCCAGUGCCCAGCAGGAGUCAGCAUUGCUCAGUUGAAGCGGCUGUUAAGAGCAAAAUUUGGCGUCGGUCCAUCUCAUCCGUUGGCUGUGCUGACGUGCACUUCAGAAGAUCCCCUCAGUGAUACUUUAACUCUCGUCGAUGUGGCAUACAUAACAUCUUGGCAAAAGACUGAACCACUGCAGUUGCAAUAUAGGAUAUAUGAGAGAGCUAGUAAAAAGAUCAAACUGGACCCGGAGUCGUUAAGUUCCGAAGCCUUGAAUUCCAAUGAAGAAAUGCCAAAGUUAGAGCCAAGCGUCGGUAACGGCGCAAACAUUUCGGCGUACGCUUCUCUAGAUGCAGCGGGAAACGUCCUGGAGUACAGGUGUGCUCCCCUUCUCCAAGCCUUCGAAACUAACGAUUGUGAUACAUCUCUUAAAAAGGAUGAGGAAAAGUGGCAGACGGAGACUGGGAAGGGCACCGCGGAAGCCCAGGCAACCAGCUGCAAAGAUUGCGCCGCAGAUGCGCUCGCGGUGGCCGCGGCCAAACCCGAGGAGGUUGCCGCCCCAGAAGAGAGUUGCAAGGCUCCAGUGACUGAGGAAAAGACCGAGUCUGUGCAACCUGAACUGACACAGGGUAAUGGUGGAGAGAAUGGAAGUGAGGCAAAAACAGACACUGGUGGUGGUGGUGGUGUUGAAAGUUGUGAUAGUAAUUUGCAGAAAGUCACAAACGUGACGGACGGUAAUAAUAUUGUCGACGCGUAUCUGACGUACGACAGAGCUUACGCUGCGGCGCCCAGCAACGGCGUCAACGUGGGGGUGACGUUCAUACCCAGUGAGGUGGGUUAUAUUAGCCCUGCUGGAGUUCCUUGUACGAUUAUCCCCAGUGGGAGUUGUGUUUCAGUGAGUGGGGAGUGCAUUCCGGGUGGGGUGGGGGUUCCUACUGCUGGUGCUGCUGCUGCUGCUGUGUGCAGUGGUGCAGCUCUACACAGACCGUUGCAAGGGGAAGCGGGGACGACCGAUCACGUUAACGUUUGGGUCGCGGCCGGUCUUCAGAAUCUGGUGAGUGAGCCUGCGUUGUUGACUGUCGAGAACAAGCCCAGUGCUGUCGAUAUGAAGGACGGAGAGGACGAGGGGAAGGAAGUGCAGCUAACUAUAAGUGAGUCUGGGAUAAUGAGUGCUAGUGGUAGGGGGACUACAGUUGAAGGAAUGGUCAAUGCCAUUGAAUCAGAAGCUUGUGAACUUUUAUCAAAAAUAGAAAGUGGUUCAAUUGGGGAGGACUUCCCUCCAAAGGCCGGGGAACAGCAGGUGGAGAGAGAGACCAGCGCUGAACCUUCAAAUGUGAUAAGUAAACAGUCCAAAGUCAAAGAUAAUAUUUCUGUACCCGUAGACUCUGUCAAAAACAAAGUAGAUGGGAAGGGUAAUGCUAACAAUAAAAAUCAAGUGUGCUUGAAGGGGGAGAAAUCAAAAGUUGUGACUCCUCCUGGAAAUGUUUCAGCUGUGACUCUUAAACCAAAUACUACUACAGGUCCCAAAGAUUCCAAAGGAGCUGUGAAUGAAAAGACAGAAACGGAAGCUUUCCCUGAUAAUGUAGCAAAGAAGUCCAUUAGUGAAAGUCAAGACAAAACCUCAGAGAAAAGAACAAUAGAAUCCAGAAGGCCAAGCGACACUCAGCAGCCAAUGAAGGAUUCCAGGGAGGUUAGUAAUGCAAAGGACGCAAGGUCUACACAUAUUCCAGCCAGCCUGACAGCAGCUAGCAUGGCAAAUCUCAAUAAACCUCAUCUCAAAGCAGGACCAUCAAAAUUGUCUCAAGUUGAGGAAGUUAAAAGUCAGGACACCAAGCCAGGUAACAAUGGAGUUAAUGUGAGGAAAGAGGGGAAGCAAGACCAGAGUGGGAAACAGUUACUGUCGGGCGGCUGCAGGAAGUCAUCGCAGCCGUAUGGGUACAGGACACUCAAGACCCCUCCAAAGAGCUGGAACCCCACAAUUUCACGAGAGCAGCUUGCUUUGGGAGCUGGAAAGUCUUCCAGUGGCAAGGGUCUACAAGAACACGUUCGUCCAAACAAGUUUUUCAAAAAUCGUAAUAAUCCGAGGUUUUUAGGGAAUCCUUCGGCUGGGGUCAGACCAAUGUUUGCAAAUGUGAAUGACAACAGUUCAAACCAGCAGAAACGAGGCGUUGUCUUAAAGCUAGACCCAAAAACUCUUGGACCAGUACCUGUGCCUGUGAGUAAUGAUAUAAGGUCCUCCGGAUGCCUAACAUCUGUGUCGAGUUCAACUUCCUCCGUGUCUUCCGGUCAGUCGGCAACGAUAUCGACAACUCAGACGACGAUGUCCCUCGUGGGUUCUUUGCCAAUGUCUUCGGACGGUCAUACAGCCAUUUCAUCUUUGCAGACUUGCAAUAUGGAGGCUGCUGUAGCAGUUGCAGCGCCUAGAGUGGAAGAUACACCGGUAACAAGUACCAAAGGAUCACCCACUUUGCCUACAUCACUCAAGAGUGUAGCCAAGGAAAGUACAAAUUCAAGUUCAAAAGUCAUUGGUAAACUUAACACUACUGUUCAAGAAAGUAAAAUGAUUCAUGAUACAGUUAAAACUACCAGUAGUAGUAGUAGCAGCAGCAGCAGCAGCAGCAACAUUGGUAGUAAAGUGAACAACAAAAUUAGUGCCACAGCCAAAAGUGAAAGUAUGUCCAUUGUACAAACAGCUGUUAGUAAUUCCAAAGUAGACAUUAGUGGCCAGUCUGUCAUUGUCAAAGAAGACAGAGCUAAUACAGGAACGACUGUACAAGUUGUGAGCACUGUUGGAAACAUGGUGCCUAAUUCUAAUUUGCCUAAACCAGCUUUAUCAACAGCAAUCCCAACUUGUGUAACACAACUACGAGCAGCAACAAUUAACACACUGACUCCUCCUAAUACCAGUUUCCAGCCUCAGCAACACUUUACAGUGGGGUCUCCAGCAGUGGGCAUAAUACCUUCUUCGUGUGGGGUGUCCCUUCCUGCCACAAUAGGAACGAUGCCUCUUCCGUAUUACACCAGUCCUUCUCUGGGUUACCCAACUUACCCUUUUGUUUAUCAGAGUCCAGACGCUACGAUUGGCCUUAUUCCGACACACCCCUCCGCCUCCUUUAUUCCCACAUUUUCUUCUUGUUUGUCGCCUCGAUCUCCCUUGAGUCCCCGUAAUAUUGGGGGAACAAAGAUGUUACCGGAUCUACCGCUUCAAUCCAACCUUCUUCCACUAGUGCCCUUAGUUCCCCAGGUUCCCCCACAAGCCCUCUCGCCUCGACCCAUGACCCCUCCUUCACCAAGAACUCCAACUUCCAACCAGUCUCCAAAGCCAUAUCCUACACAGUCACCGAGACAGUCUAGCACAAACCAUUCAAGACCCCAAACUCCCCACUCUCCCAAGACACUAAUAAGUACAGGACACACAAGAUCUCCUGUGCAGUCUCCAAAGCUACCUGCUGGACAGUCUGUUAAGCCCCAGUCAGGGAGCCAGUUAACUCCAACCAUAACUCAGCCUCUUACUCAGACUCAGACGUCAGGGACUCAAGUCACCAGUUCUUCUCAGUCGCCUAACUUGGCUUCCAAAUUGAAUGCCUGUGUACAAACUUCAUUUUCUCACACAACUAUCAUGCCUAAAAACAAUAUGAGUUUCAUUCCUUCUAAACCUUCUGUGCCUCUUCCUACCAAGAACGCAUUACCCAGUCAGUCAUUAGGAUUAAGCCAGCAGCAGGUGGUAUCUGUUAGUAGUUGUUACCCAAACACUUCUCAGUCCCCAAAGCCUUCCAGACCAAAAAUGCCUCAGUCCCCUAAGCUAACCAGCUCAGUGGGCUGCACUCUACCAUCAGAGACUCUUAUUAGAACAGGAAGCACGACCCAGCCUGUUCGACCUCCAACGCCACAGUUUGCCAAAUGCUCUACCCCGUCUUACUCGGCAGGUGACACGAGGACUACCAGCGUGAGCACUCCCAGAAUGACUGUCACCAGUCAGGAUCGGCUGCAAAUAGCAAUACCGCAGUCGCCUGUCUUUACGAUGCCUUUGCCUGUCUCUCAGUUCACAACAGCUGUCUCCUCAGGAGUAUCUGUUACAGGGUUGCCAGUACCACAGAUGAGUAAUAGCUUGGAUGGCACAGCAAUGUUCCAUCCACAGACGUUGCAAGUAUCUAUACCACAUACAAUGUCGGCAAUAUCUCAUAGCGUCAAUGGCACUGGAAACACGAGCAUGACUGCCGUGAGUAAAGUGACGGGAAAUCUGCCCGAGGUAUUUUCUACAGUUUCGUCUUUUAUUCCAAAUUCAUCCUCUGCAUCCCUGCUUUACCCUCACAAUAGUGUACAGAAUAUCCCACCUGUUUUAACAACAAGCAACAUGACCCCAAUUUCUGCAGUAACUAGUACACCAGCAUGCAUUUCGGCAGUGCCAAGUUGCACUUCACUCACUCAGAAUUUUCCUUUCAAUAGUAAUGCUUCCUGUGUGAACCCCAUGAUAUCCCCCUCAAUCCCUCCCCCAGGGCAUAUUCCAUCCAACAGUGCAGCUGAGACUCCCAAAAUAUCAUCUGUUAUGCCUGUUGUAGUUUCAGUUGGGAAUGUAGCUGUGUCAUUGUCUGGGAACAACAACACAAGUUCAAAGGUUUCGGUGAACAAUACAGUGUCUACCAGCUGUCCAGCAGUGACUGGGGCAUCUCACGACGUGACCAGAAGUGUGACCUCUGCCGUGUCUGUGAGUUCAUCCGUAAAUUCGUUACCAACAAAUGCCUGUACUAGUGUGUCGUUGCCUCACAGUACUGCAACAUUUUCUGUACCUGCUUGUUUGGGUACCACCACUAUAUCAAGCACAACACCAGUUACUCCACCCGGAAUGUUGUCAGUGAUGUCGACCAACAACAAAGUUGAAGAAUUCCCCCAUAAAACGUCAUCCCCCACUGAUGUACAUAAAAGUUCUGUAGCAAAUACCAUUUCCUUAAGUACAACUGCUAGUGUAGCCAUAUCUCCAUGUAUUACUGGAAGUUUUGCCGUACCUCUGAACGGUACGACCGACGUCGUGUCGUCCCAGUGCAAAACACUCAACACCCCAGACAGUAUGGCUAAAAGCUCUCUGUCCCCAAGUAGUGGUAGUGGAGUUCUCAACCCCAGUGGUAGUAGUGACAUGGGUGGGAAAUCUGUGGUGAUGAAUGCAAGGGAGAGAGGUGGCAAUAUGCCACAGCCAAGUGCCUGUACCCCUGUCUGUGAUGUGACACAUGUGAUUGAUGCCAAACUACAGUGCGCUGAACCGAGCGUCGGCAGCAGUGAUGGCCCCAGGCCAUGCCUCAAGAGUUAAAUGUUGCACAGUUAAAAAAAAAAAAAAAGGGCAGCAGCGUUGUUGGACGCCACAGAUAUAAAUAUAUAGGACUUUAUAUAAUACUAUGGUGUACCUUAACCUGCCAGUUAUUUUGUAAAUUAUACAACACAAAUAUCCUCUUUGUUAGUGUGUUUCAAACACUUACUCUCAAAGCCACUUCUGAAGUGCUAGUUAGGGGCUUCUGAAGUGCUAGUUAGGGAUACUUAUUUUUGAUCUUUAUGAUGCCUUCCUUUGUCCUAGCCAAGUCUUACAAUAAACAAAAAAAAAAAGCUUGUCAUGGUGAUACCACGAGUGUUUGCCAGUCAUAUUAACACUGAGAGGUAGAAAUCUUGCAAGUCCAUCAAAAAUGUGGACAUGAACAGGUGCACAAAACAUUUUCAUAUAAUUCUUAUCAUCAACAUGGCUGUGGUUUGCCUCUUGCAUUUCAUUGAAUAUUGGGCAACAAAAUUGAUUACUGCUUACAGAUUUAUAAGUGGUUUUGUGUGCUGAGAAAGUUGUCCUCAUUUCAGUGGACUUGGAUGGGAGAUUACUUGUUCAUUUUGUUUGCAUAUACAGUCAUAGGUAAAUGUAUCCUUGUAGAUUCCAUCAACCUUGUUAUAAAGUCAAAAAACGAAGUGACAAAUUACGUAUACUCUUUUCCGAUACAAAUUCGCUUUGAAAUUUGGACUACUCGACGGAUCCACCAUGGCAACUCCACUUUGAAUGCACCUUUUUGCACGCCUCUUCAAAACAAACAAUAAAAACCCUGUUCUUCGGACUGUACAGGUGGGAGGGGGACAUGUUGGGCCAAAAGUAGUGAGUUCAUCCUCUUCAUUAACUUGAGCAGUUAAAAUACAGGAGUGCUCUAUAGAUACAAGUCUGUUAAAUAUGGUUUCAAGUAAGCAUUCUGUAGUAGUCUUUCAGUUGUCAUAUACAUAUAUAUAAAUAUAUAUUUUACAGAGAUAAAUUUUUAUCAUUUAAAAGAUGAAACAUUAUGCUGGUACAUUUUUCCAAAACAAAGGCAUUCCUAGUCUUUGCUUUCAAAGAAUUUUUUGAUUUAGUAGAAUUUGUUAAAACUGAAUUUGUUACUGCUGUAUAAAAUAAUAUAUAAUCUUGUUAAGGUUUUUAUUGAAGUAGUACAUUUAUUUUAAUAUGAUUAAACUGUAAGACAUGUUGAAUUUAAGUCAUUCUGAUGAGUUGUAUUAUGUUGAAUAACUUAAUGUCUUUCCUGGUGCAUAAUACCAUAUAUCUACGGUAAAGGGACAAACAUAACACUCCAUUGUAUGAUGCACAGCUCUGGCUCACGAAUGUUUUACCAAAGACGACUGUUCUGUAUCACGACCAAUUUUAAAUUGUCAGCUUGCAGAGUUCAAAUCGUCAGCAUGUUGAUUUAGGAAAAAGUGCCAGCAUGAAGAUUAUUAAAAGAAAAAACUUCAAAUUCUACUUGCAAAUGAUACCAUGAAUGUUAUUUCUACAGAACGAAAGGGUUAAUCAGAUGCAUUGAUCCAAAAUAGUAUUUUGGAACAGUUAUGAUGUAUACUAUUUGUAAAACACCACAUUGGUGGGUUAAUUUUGAUAAAUUCCCUGGUGUUCUUCUUGUGUUUAAAUCAUCUCACAUAGACUUUUAAGAAUUAUGAUAUAAGUUGAUAGCUCUUAUGGUUGAUAAUAUUUUUGAGUUAAUAAGAAAACUCAAGUGGUACUGCAGCCAGUGUUCCUUCAGUCGACUGUUCAAAUUUGUUAUGCCAAAUGCUUGAUUUUUUUUGAAUGAGGUUUUGUUUUGUUUAUUUUGUCAUAUAAAAAGAUUCUCUGGGCAAGGAUGCACUGGCUUAAAUCUUGUUACUGGUGCCUGCUCGUAAGACUAAUGUGUCAUAUUUCAGUACAUAAAAUUCUUUUCACUUGUGUUAGAAAUGUUUGCUUUAUUGUAAAGAAUUGUUUUCACCUUUUUUUGUAACAAUGUUGAUGCUAAUUAUAGGUUAGGUUAGUAUUUUGUUAAACACACUUCCAGUUGUACAUUUUUAAAACUACCAGUGCCGUGAUCUUUUGCUUCAAGUCUGUGUGACGCUGUAACACGAGAAGAACAGAAUAGCCAUUUAUGAGAGAUUAUCUUUUUGACUCAAAAUAAAAAUGUUUAUAAAGCUCAGAUUUAUGUAUUUGCUCAAUAGUCUGUCAAGCAUACUAUUUUAAGGCAAUAAGGAUGAGUUUGUAAUUGUUUAUAUUCUGUUGAUUCGAUUCAAAGUUUAAGUUGUAAGAUUUUAUAUGGUUGGCGUUUUAUUUCUUGACUUGAUGCUACUUCAGCCACUUGGUUGUCCAAGGAUUAGUAUUUGUAAGCACGUACUGCAGCUUUUACGCCCCCGAGGUUAGACGGAAAAGGACUUUUUGGCGAAGACUCUAGUAGAAUUGGUUUUAUCUCUCAGAUGUGAUUCUAGGACGAUGACAAUGGUAGAAGUGUCUGUCGGUUUCAGACAGUGAUUGUUUUUAUUCUGAAUUCAGAUCUCCUGCAUCUGAAUAUUUAUUUUUUUUACGAGGAUAGACAGUGAUAUUAUUGUAGUUGAAUACGAAACACUUACGGGAAUGUCUCCCACUCAUUUUCCAUAGUAUAGAUUGAUUCGUGUUUGUUAUGAAAAAAAAAACAAUGUACGUACUGUAUGUGUACUACUCCCAUUUAAGCUUGUUUGUAUCUGAAUCCCACAGAAGUAUUCGUUAAUGGCUAGGCCAUUACCUUUUGAUUUUUAGGGAUCUGUCCGCAAGGUAAAUUAACAAGUUAAGUGUAAGUGUAAAUAAUUCUUGAAAAAUGGCUUUACUCCACUUUUGCUUCUAGUUUUUAUAGCAUUGGUUUUGAAAAACACACCCUUUGGACUUGACUAGAAAUGUAGCAGUUUUGUAUUAAGUGGGGCUAUCUUUUUAAAUGUUUUAAGUUAGGAAAAAUUUCCUGUUUCCAUUGUGAUUUUCUAUCUCAUGUCUUAUGCAGUGAUUGUACAAUUUAAUUUUGUUAUUUGUGAAUACCAAAGUGAAAUGUAGAAAACAUUAGGUUGGUUACUGAGAGUAUUGCUUUAGAGACAUGAUUAUGGCCCACACUCAAAUUCCUCUUGGUUUGACACAAUGAUAAAGUUACUGUAUGCUUGUACGUUGGGUUGAUUUCUUUACUUUACUGGGACCGCAAGGCUAAUUUUAAAUGUUAUCGCAAUUUAAAACUGAAAAACCUUAGCUUCACCUUUUUCAUUUUGGUUUUGUGGCAACUAGCCCCAAUUUCUGUCCAUAUAUUGAUAUUACAAUUCCUCUGGUCCAUGCAUAGUAAGUUGAGUAGUAAGUCAGGUUUGUACUUUCUGUAGCCAUAGCUUUAUCUUCUGUACUUAAAAAAAAAAAGAAUCUUAUAUUGUUUGCGUGUCAGUUGAAGUUGCGUACGAAUGAUGUACUCGCACCUUCCCAAGUUUGUCGGCCUCCAAGGGGGUGAAUGUUAGAAAUGUAAAGGACAGUGCUAUUUGUUGCUUGAAUUCAUUCACAUGUGCUGUGGUAAAGGUAUUACAUAUUUCUUGAUUUAUAAAUCGAAUUCCUUCGUUGUUGUAGAUUGUGUGACACAAACUGUUUUAACUAAAUUGCGAAGUUUAAAUUCUUAGUUUUUGUAGAAUAUUUUUCUUCCAAAGAUUAUGUCCUCAAGAUUUCUGUAGCUACUCCCCCCAUAAUUUUUUUUUUUUUUUUUUACAAAAUCUAGUCGUGGGUGACAAUCUUUAAAGAAUUAGAAAAAAGAAAUAUAUACAAUUUAUAUAUAUACAUAUAUAUGCACAAUUUUCUAUUUUGUACAGUAAAUAAAUUGUUUUAGAUGGUUAGUCUAAUGAAGUUAAUUCUGUAAUUAGGUAUAACUUUUUUUAAUAGUAGUGUAAAUUUUUUUUUUUUAUUUUGAACCUUCUCGUAUUGGUUAAACCUUUGGGGUCGUAGCUAGUAGAGGUGUCUGUAGGUAAGGCUUAGGUGUCCCUUCUGCUGUAUUUUGUUCUGCUUAACCUGAAAAUGGUACUCUUGUUCGUUUUAUACAUAUCAGGCAUUUUUUCUGUUACAGAAAUCUGAAAUCUGUCUCUUAGCUUUGAAAUUUACAGUGGUAGGUAAAUUGACAUGUUAUCAGAAGUGUGCAUCAUGGAAAUAGAGAAAAGGCUGUCAGUUUCACUCAUAAUUCAGGUGAUUGUAUUGGCUUAAAAGUCAUGGCUGGCAGUAAGGGUACUUUUUUUAUCAGAUGAGGAGAAAGUAUGUUGGGAAAAUCCUUUGCAUUUUAUCCAAUGUUCAUUAGCUUUAUACAUGAAAUUUUAUAAGAAUGAACUAUUACUUAUGACAAACUUAUGCAAUGAAAUUUUACCUCUCAACAUUGAUCAGUCAUGGUUUAGUACUGACAUGUGUCUGUAGUACUCUACUUUUAAAUGAAAUUGAUAUCCAAGAAUACUCAAGAGUGGAAUUGCUUGUGGAAAGUGCAGGGGGAUUUUUAGGUGAGGUUAGGCAGCCAAUAAUGAUUGACUGUGUUGCCAGUAAGUUUAACAUACUAAUGAAUAAGAAAUUGAACCCUCUAUGUUUGAGUACCUUUGUGUGUGUGCGUGUGUAUAGGAAUUUCCAAUCGGUAAUGGUCAUUCUAGUUGAAUAUAGUCUAUCAAUAUGAAGAAAUUUAUAUAGAACAGGUCACAACUAUCCUCUAUAGUGUACGCAUUAUUUAAAUACUACCGUGAAUAACAUAUCUGGUAACUUUAAAAUCCAGUAAAAUAUACUGUUUCAAGAUUUUUUUUUCUUUUUAUGUAGGUUUGACCUAAGGAUGAAUAUGGUAGAGCCUCAUUUUGGUUGUUUUGAUAUACUAUAGUAUUGUUGAUAGGUGGAAAUGAAGGAGCACUGUGCUUUUACCAGUCAAGAUUUUGAUGUAUAGAAUGCACAACUAUUUUUGCAGGACAGCAAAUACAGUACUUCUGUUGCAUAUAGCUCUUGCUGUGUGUGUGUGUGUGUUUUUCACGUGUGGUGGAACGUAAAUGUAUGUAAAAAUUUAUUUGGACAAUACAGUGCUUUAUUUAAUACAGUAUUAGGAAUAAUCCAGUGAUAGGAAAAUAAAGUUUUUGUAACAAUCGUGGUUAGUAUGCCAGAGAAAAGUUAUAUUGUAAAUUUUGACAAAUUUUCAUUUUCUUGUUGCAGAAAUCAUGUAUAUUGACUUGAAAAUAUUUUUUUCUUUAUUUCUUUCAUGUUCUGUGUACAAUUCAUGUACUAUAUUGACUUGAAAAUAUUUUUUCUUUAUUUCUUUCAUGUUCUGUGUACAAUCUUAUGUUCAGUACUGGGAAAUUCCAUGCACAGGAAUAUUCUUUUAAAAUUCCUUAUUCCAGCAUUUCUAAGUCUUCUGAACCCAGAUAUGCAUUUUAUUUCAUAACAAUUUUAAAAGUUAGUUUCCUCUCAGAGUUUGCAUUUGGUUACCAUUAAUAUUUCUCCAGAUUUUCUAAUCCUUAUAGGGCUGUAGUAAGCGUUCGUUCAUUCUUCAUAUUUCUGUGUUUUCCGGCUUAGAAUGUCUGUUCUUUUCCUAUAAGUUUUUCAUGAAAGAACCAGUAUACUACUAAGGAUUCCUUUCAUUUGGCAAUCACUCAGCUCAACCAAGUCUGAUGGCCCCACCUGUCUGUGAUUAUCAGUCUGAGAUUAGUUACUUUUUAACCCUUUUUAUGUUCAUUUGAAACCCUGAAGUCAAGCUGAAGUUGGAUUUCAGGCUGCGGCAGACUCAUUCGCGACGUACGGAAUCAUCGAUGAGGAUUUGAUUUACAGUAUGUGUUGUAAAACUACCUGUGUUAUUAAAAAAGAAAUUUUUUAUAUGAUGAAUAAUACUAGACUAGAUGCUCAGGAUGUUUUAAGAGGUAUGAUUGGCCCAACUGUUAAUAAUCCUCUCAUUCUCUCUCUCACUCUCUCUAUCUCACGUACUAUCUCCCUGUCCAUCUAUCUAUACCUGUUUCACUGUUGGUUUUAUGUUAUAAAUUUUUUACAUCCAGAGUCUAUGUUCAAUUUUAUGUAUAUGUAAUAUGUACAGCUAUUCAGAUUUGCUUUUAAUACAAUGUCAUUGCAGUCGCUUAUUUUGCUUUCACCCUUUUUAUGUAAGGAAAAAUGAUGAGUCUUCCUUGAUUUUGUCAAAUCUGUGGAGUCAGCGGUUUUGUCUGGGCAUGCAUUUGCUUUUGUAAAGGUGCGUUCACACAGACGGACAAACAUUAUCACCAAUUGACAAUUGUCUGCCGGUCUUUGCCUUGUAAGUAGAGUAAAAACAGUGAUAUACAACCUCAUCUGGUAUCACUGUUUGUUGCCAGAUCUACUUCCAUCGUUUCAACGCUUAUGACGUCAUCCUGCUUCGCCUAUGAUAUGGUAACAAUGUUUGUCCGUCGGACAUUGUUCGACCGUGUGAACGCACCUUAAUGAUUGUAUCAGCUUGCCUAACAAUGCAGUGCUGAAUGUAUGAGUCUUAAAACAAUUGAUUGUUACAGGAUCAUUAAAAAUACAGACAUUGCUGACAGUCAGAAAACUUGAAAAAGCAGAUCUUUGCAGAGUUUGAGAAAUUUCAAACUCAUAAAAAACUGUAUAAAUGUGUUCAGAGCUACUGUAUUUUACCAAAAUUUUUAAGUACUGUACAACAAAUGGGUAAAGUAAAUGGUGGAAUACGCUGACAACCUGCCCAUGAAGGAAUUGGAAAAAAUAAGGAUACUGAUAGCAGCCAAACCAUUCUCAUUAUUAACAGCGGCGUGGUUGGUAUGGUAUUAGCGUUCCAUCUCGGUGGUCGCGGGUUCGAUUCUCGGCCAUUCCAUUGAGGAGUGAGAGAUGUUCAUUUCUGGUGAUAAAAGAAGUUCACUCUCGACGUGGUUCGGAAGUCACGUAAAGCCGUUGGUCCCGUUGCUGAAUAACCAAACCAGUCUCAACUCUGACCAGAUCAGACAAUCAUUCCCCAUAUGGGUUAUUUUGUGUGAAAAGUAUCUUGUGAAUGAGUAGCAUACCGGUAGCAAGUUGUAAUGCAUGAAAAACUAAAACAGGUUAUGAUACUUUGGUCUGGUUCAACUAUCAAAUAGUUUUAUAGUCCCGAUAUUUUUCUAACAAACUUGUAGGACUAUUUAACCUUUGGUUGAACGAUUGACAUGUACAUUAGCCAGAAGUUAUUUGAUGAAUGCAAUAUACUGUCAUAGCAUCAAAAUGUGUGAAUAUCAUAAUUUCAACUAAAGAAACAAAUACCAUUCAGGCUGUUGAAGCUGGAAAAACUCUGUUUGUUGAGUGUUCACAUUGGCAGGAUUAACGUUCCACCUCUCCUGAGGGGAUACGAGUUUCAAAGGUAUCCUUCAGGAGAGGUAGAACAUACACCCUGCCUAUGUGAACUCUCUCAAGAGACUGAGAGUUUCCACCUCUCCCAUUGGCUUAUCAACAGCCAAUCAGGAAGCGUGGUAAGGGACUGGCCUAGACAUCAGAUGCGCGGUUGCUGUGAAUCUACUAUAGUAAUGGCAUAAGGAUUUAUGUGGGGUUUAAAUUUGUAAUUAACGAUACUUAAUCAUACCUGUAGACCAUCAGGUAAUUUCUAAAUAUUCCUUAAUAUCUUUGUUGUUAAAAUCAGAAGCAGUGUCUUCAAGUUAUGUAACCUAAACUUGAAAUAUGUAACCUGUCUGAUGAAAUACGCUGGAAGGUAUUUACGGCAAUGAUUAUUUGGGUGGGGGAGGCUUCACCAAAAGGGGUGAGAUAUUCUCUCUCUCUCUCUCUCAGCCAGGCAAAGCGAAAGUCAUCAUGGUAAAACUAAUGGAAAAAUCAAAUUGGUCAAGGAGAAACCUAGACUCACAAAUAUAUCAAUUCCAGUCAAGUGAUAAAACCACGCAUAAACUUCUGUGUAAUAAACAAGAAGAACGCCAUGAGAAAAAGAAGAUAUUCCAAUGGAUCUCAACAUGACGACGCAUAUUUCGGUCAAGGGACCUUCCCAAAAAUACAAAAGACAUUUGAAUCCUGCUUACUCUUUCACGGCGAACCAGCCCCUGAAAAUCAUCUUCCCUGAUUGGCUGUCUCGGGGUCAUAACAAUGUCAUGUGACCCGUUUGCUCUUUCGUGAUUGGAUGACAGGAAUUUCGCGCUAAAAAAAAAACACGUACUUCAUCUUUUUCUUAUUGGGUGGGUGAUGUCAUUAUCUCCUUCUGCGGAAACAACAAAUAAGACCUCAAGAAGGAUUCUUGUUAUUCCACGGUAUUCUAAAGGGACGUUUUCGUCACCAAUUAGGACAUUACUUCGUGUGUUUAUUUGUAAUUUUUUAUCAGUUCCUUCGGUGAUUGUAUUUACAACAAAAUGCAAUAUUAAAAACAUGUUUCACUACUUAUAAUCUCUUCAGCAGGACAUUAGUCGAGGUGAAUAUUUAUCAGUUUUAUAAUUUCGUUCUGUGAAUUGUUUUUCUCAUAACGUAAUGGACUAAUAAAAGCUUUUUUUUCCUGCGUAAUCUAUUCCUUAGAUAUUAAUCGAGGGGCUUUUUUUUCCUUUUCUAUAUUUCCUUCGGUAAAUGUUAUUUUCUCAUUACAAGAUACAACGAUAAUAAUUUUUUUCUACUUGG